AUGACCCUCAGCUUUCCUAUACAUUUAUUCACCCAGUCCGAGAUCCUCGUACGAAGGCAUCCUUCUCGUGGUCAUUACACAUUCGACAUCGCCAGCCUCGCGAGGCCGAACCGUGCUGACUGGCACACCGAUCCCAGUGCAAGCAUUCAUCUGCAGGAAAUUGAUGGCCGCGCUGGUCCCGGAUUGCGGAUAUAUGUUACGUCUUCUGAAGACCAGAUCUCUCCAAAUGAAGUCAUGGCUCAAGAGCCUGAUGUUGACAUGUCACUAGCAGCAGGGCAGUCGACUGCACCGUCGCAACCACACUCGCAUUCAACGGCAGCUCUGAAUCAAUUUCCGAACGACACAGAAGAGCCUGCCUUUGACUUCAACGCCUAUGUAAGGCCAGAUGUUGCGGGGGUCGACCUCAAUAUUCUCGACGCGUCAAACACCGAUGCACAGAUGGACUUCGGGUUCACGUUUGAGCUGAUUAACGGGUCUAUUUCGAACACGAAUGCUAUAACCCAUUCUCAAACCGCUACUUCAUCUCCCUCGGAAUACAUUAUGGGGGACGACAGCGUAUUUGGCGUCAGUUCUCCGGAUACGCUGGCAGACCAAUCACCGUGCUCUCCUUCGAGUGGUAGCGAGAGCGAAUCGAGCAAGAGACCGGGCUCCGACAAUCCUCCGCUUCAAGUGGUUGCCGAUGACAGUCCGUGUCAAGGCCCUGAUAGUGCGUCCGAUGCUCUCGGAAAGCCCUCAUCGGGGUUCAAGCGAGUGCGACGCUUUGUUUGCCUCGAGAAGACGUGCACUAGAAUGUUCACGUCAGAGUACACACGCAAAACGCAUAUGCAAACCCACAAACCUCGAGAGCCUAAAACGUUACAUUGUGAAACGUGUGACGAGGUGUUCUCGCGCAAACACGAUCUGCUACGGCACGAAGUCGCGCAACAUGGGAAAGAAUGCGAGUUCAUCUGCGAACGCGAAGACGUUGCAAGUGCAUCGUUGUCGGCGCGGUCAGACCCGAACGCGGUGGCCAAUGCCGGAUAUGUGCCUUCUGAAGCCCAGGCUCACCACAUGUAUAGCCGUCGUUGA
Molecule: messenger RNA, 1068 nt
Organism: Punctularia strigosozonata HHB-11173 SS5
Lineage: Eukaryota; Fungi; Basidiomycota; Agaricomycetes; Corticiales; Punctulariaceae
Exons: 7
Coding region: 1-1068 (355 amino acids)
Source: RefSeq, a predicted model, not a curated record